AUGCUCCCAUCGAUCGCUUUCGUGUUCACGCUCGCGGCAUCCGCUGUCGCAGCUCCAACGACGCUGGCGCCUCGGGCUGGACGUACAAGUCCUCCUUCUGGAUGUCUGGCUGUGGGUGGUAGCGGAAAGUACAAAACUGUUCAGUCCGCCGUUGAUGCUUUGAGCGCUUCCAGUACGGCUGCACAAUGCAUUUUCAUCGCGAAGGGCACAUACAAGGAGCAAGUCUACAUCAAGCCGCUCAAGUCGGCUCUGACGGUUUACGGCGAAACGACAGACACUAGCAGUUACACCGGCAACACCGUGACCAUCACCCAGGGCAAAAGUCAAGAUGACGCCCCCAACAACGACGAAACUGCUACUCUCCGCGCCUGGACACCAAACCUAAAGGUCUACAACAUCAACCUGGUCAACACACGCGGACAGGGCUCGCAAGCUCUCGCCCUUAGUGCUUAUGCUGAUAAGCAAGGCUACUACGGAUGCCAGUUCAAGGGUUACCAAGACACCAUCCUCGCCCAGCAGGGUAGCCAGGUCUAUGCCAAAUCCUACAUCGAAGGAGCGACUGAUUUCAUCUUCGGCCAGAAGGCCAUAGCAUGGUUUGAUGGUUGCUCUCUGGGCGUUCUCACAGCGUCGGUGGGUUACAUUACUGCCAACGGUCGCGAUUCAGAUUCCAAUCCCUCAUACUAUGUCAUCAACAACUCGAAGAUCGCCGCUGCUCCUGGUAACACGGUGAGCGCGGGUGCUUACUACCUCGGCCGUCCUUGGAGGAAUUUCUCUCGUGUUGUGUUCCAGAAGACUAGCAUGACUAAUGUCAUCAAUGCCGCGGGAUGGAAAGUUUGGAAUACCGAUGACCCCAGGACUGACAAGGUCACAUAUGCCGAGUACGCAAACACCGGUGAUGGAUCCAAGGGUACCAGGGCGUCCUUCUCAAAGAAGCUCUCGGCUGCCGUUAGCCCUUCCACUGUUCUGGGCAGCGACUACAAGAGCUGGGUUGAUGCAGCUUACCUUUCCUAG
This is a messenger RNA of Alternaria ethzedia, 1011 nucleotides long. RefSeq lists its product as uncharacterized. The transcript has 2 exons. NCBI's taxonomy places the organism in Eukaryota, Fungi, Ascomycota, Dothideomycetes, Pleosporales, Pleosporaceae. Gene Ontology annotation, molecular function: pectinesterase activity. Gene Ontology annotation, biological process: cell wall modification. The coding region runs from base 1 to 1011 and encodes 336 amino acids. The record is from RefSeq and is a predicted model, not a curated record.